This is a messenger RNA of Aedes albopictus (Asian tiger mosquito), 2028 nucleotides long. RefSeq lists its product as uncharacterized. The coding region runs from base 475 to 1545 and encodes 356 amino acids. The transcript is spliced from 2 exons. The record is from RefSeq and is a predicted model, not a curated record. NCBI's taxonomy places the organism in Eukaryota, Metazoa, Arthropoda, Insecta, Diptera, Culicidae.
GUGCAGCGCGGGUCCAUGCGCGUGUCUAGCUUUAUUACUGUUUCCAUCCGAUUAAGCCAGAUCGGGGAGUACCUAUACUCACUUACGUCGAACUUGGCUCGGUUCGACUAGGUUGCCUACUAUUGGUAGAGUCGGGUCCGCGCCGCCAGCUGACGCGUGGUUUUCUCGCGCGAUUCACACUCGCGGAAAUUAGUAUUCACUGAAUUAUGCAAUGGAUGUGCGGUUGGAAAUAAUGAUGACGUUGGAACUUGGCUGCGCUGGCCGCAAAAUAUUUAUAAAUGGGGGAACUAUUCAAAUGCUACACUCGGAAUAGUGAUUCCAUGAAUAUUGCAAUACGAUCUGGUGAAUGAAUUAGAGCAACGUAGGAAUAAAGACAAAAACGCAAACGCCUUGCAGAAGCCUUCCAACAUCAACUGGAGCCGAAUCGAGCGGGUUUGCGGUUCGGUACCGACCUACCUCAAAAAUCUGCUCAAAAUGUGCGGCUACGAGCAGGAGAGCAGUUUGCGAAACCUCAACGAUGACGAUUUCGUCGACAUGGAACGCUUCGCCCGCGAAGAACUGAUCCACUUGGUACCGCAGACGCAGUUCUACUUUCACAUAUUUUGCACCGAUCCGGCGCGGGAGUUUCGGCUGGUUCCCGGACAUCGCAAGCUUCUGCUGCAGAUGAGUGCCUAUCUGAACUACACAAAUGCGGCCAAUGAGCUGCAACGUGCCGAUCCGAUGGUGCAGGUGCACCACCGAUCGGAACGACCCGUACCUGUACAGGAGAGGAUGGAGCGCGCCGAGCGUCCCGCCGAACGACCGGUAGAGCGACCGGUCGAGCGGCCGGUUAAGCCGGAGCGAAUGACAGAUAUCAACCUGGUGCGGGAAAUACGCGAGCAACGCGCUCUGAUGCAGCAACUUCAACUGCAACAGCACCAGCAACAGCAAGAACUGGUUAUUCGUGCCUCCGAGAUGCUUCAAGAACACAUACCCGAUAUCAAGGUUGCUUCCACCAAAAAUCCUCCGUACGCCUUCGAACAAGCCACAGUCUAUCCUCCUCUCAGUGAUGUAGCUCGGGUCAAGAAAAUCCAAAGCAUCAUCAUAAAACUGAUCGAAAUGUGGAGCGAUAAGCACCCGGUCAAGCUCACCCUCACAGAGGACAUGAUCAACGUCACCUACGAACUGAAUGGCUACAAUGCUUUCAUCAAGUGUCCCAUGUGCGCCGUACAAAUCAAAGUAUCCAAACUCCCGACCAAAAAAGGCGACCGUUUUGUGAUCUCAAACUUCUCGAAGCACGUCAUCAAAAUGCACUUCUCGCUGCAGCAGCAACAACAGCUCUCUCAAUCCCAGCAGCAACAGACGAACGACACCAGUCGGUUAAGCUUGGAGAACUCGACGUUCUUCAACGAGGAAAACUCCGACAGCAGUAACUACCCGUACGAGGAGUUCACCAUCAAACGGGCACGGCUCGAAGACGAUGAUGAUGAAGAACAUGAGAUUCCGGCCCAUAUGCUGCACCCCUAUGUGAGCAUCAAGGACGAAGUGAUAGAUCUGGAUGCGUAGUUUUAGCAGGCCCGAGAAUCCUUCUUCGAUAGCAACAAAUUGUACUCUGGUAUACUGAAAAAUAUUAAUAGCUAAUUGGUGUUUAACAUGAACGAGAGCUGAACUCAGUAGGAUUUAGUUACGAUAUACAAAAAGAACUAUUUAUGUAAUACUUUAAGUCCUGAAAAGACAGUAGACGAAUGUUCUGCCGCCCCGUUUAUUUCACGAUAAAUAUUAACGAAUUCCUUCGUUAUUGAUUAAGUUUAGGUACGACGCAGCAUAGAAUUCAAAAGACUUUAAACUGUAUGUUUUUUUUCUCGUCCGAGGAAAGUGAAGUUAAUUAACUAGUUUAAGGUUAUGCUGUGUAAAUAGGCUGAUAGGUUUAGCAUGAAUCCUGAUCAUUUGGCAAACAACAUUCACAAAUAGACAUUUAUGUACUUGAUUCCAUUUUAUCAUCUUCCAAAACACGUGAAUAAAUCAUGUGCACCUGUUUCAUGUAAUGAA